Prorocentrum cordatum is the source of this 447-nucleotide messenger RNA. Lineage: Eukaryota; Dinophyceae; Prorocentrales; Prorocentraceae. The record is from the annotation of a GenBank genome assembly.
GCGUUUGAGCUCCUGAACGAGGACGCCAAUGAGAUGACGGCAGACGUGCUCACCAAGUGCAGCGAGUGGUCGACGAUAGAGAAGCACUGCACCACCCUGAACCUCAAGUUCGGGAAACAGUUCAAGGGCUUGAGCGCGAUGGCAGUUUUCACGGGAGUCGCGACUUCUACGUCAGGCGAGAAGGUGACGAUGUACGAGGGGCCAGGUCAGGCAGCGGUUUGCCCCGCACUUGUGCCCCAUUACGUGGAUCGCGAGGAGUUCUGGUUCAUUCUGAAGACGGGUGUCUUCGUGGUGAUCGUUGCAGUGCUUGCCCUAGGCUGCGUGCGCGGCUGCUACGCGAGGAGCUACCUCAAGAAGGACCUCCUCCAGGAGGCGGUUGACCCCGCCCCUGGAGACGCCGACGUCUACCUGGCCACGCGGGCUGGCACGGAGGACAAGACCAUGAGU